This is a messenger RNA of Cyclospora cayetanensis, 3369 nucleotides long. RefSeq lists its product as uncharacterized. Lineage: Eukaryota; Apicomplexa; Conoidasida; Eucoccidiorida; Eimeriidae. The transcript is spliced from 5 exons. Bases 1 to 3369 code for a protein of 1122 amino acids. The record is from RefSeq and is a predicted model, not a curated record.
AUGGAAGGCGCUUUCCUCGUAUCCAUCUGGCCAGCGGGGUGCCCCGUUCCUCUAGAGUGUAAGGGACUUUUUGUAGUGCGUACAGGAUGCCCCCAUCUUUCUGAUGGGGCUGAGUUUAGUGACAGCGCCGGCCUGCAGAUUGCCUUUGCCGCCAAUCGAGUGCUCCAGUCUCAAACUGCAGAGCCUUCAUCGGUACACCCUCGCGACAGUUCCUCUGGCUCCUGCUGCAUGCAGACGCGCGAAACGUUAGUUGUACAUGAGGAUGCGGGUUUACAUCCUUCUCAGGGCUCCGAGGCUUGGGCAGACCUGCUCACCUCGCUGUCUGAUCUAAAAGAGGCCAGUAGCAUCAGCGCUGUAGCUGCACGCAGAGAAUGGCGUGCAUCUGUCGUCUCUCCGCACCAUGAUCGAACCCCGGACUGCAGCAAGGAAGCCGUGUUAGGCUCGCCAGACUGUCUGGCCGCCGUCAGUGUGCCUAGUGGACUGCCAGCCAUAGAUCCUACGUGGACUGACCGCUUGGAGUCAUUGGGGCCGGCUCGUGCCGCCUACGCGCGACGCGUCUGUUCAGUUUUGUCACGCCUUUGUCGUUGGCGCUGUCCUUAUGCGCCUGUUUCUUCGGAGCACUCUGCAAGCGCCAGUUCUGUCUUUCAAUCUGACCAAAAUUUACCAUCCGUGUCCUACCCAUCUGCUGCGUUCUCUCUUGUGUUUCAUUCUGACACCUUCGGGCUGUUGUUCUUUUGUAGAGACAAGCUGGGUUUGGCAUCGCUCCUGGCGGUGGAGCAGCCCCCUAGGCGUGCAGUAGAGGGGCCCCUCUUCGCAUUGACACCCUCGGCAGCAAUGUUGCGGCUGGCCGGAAGGCCUGCUCUCGCCGUCAAGGGUUCGCGCGUGCAUGUCACGGAGGUGCCCGUGGACGGGGUGUGGAUCUUGGAUCUAUGGGAGCUUGCCGAUUCGCUGCAAGAGAAGCGAGUUCUCGGCUCAGCAGUCUUGCCCUUGGGUGUCGCCUCCGAGGAAGAUCCGGAUGCUGCGUGUCUACGCAGCGCAGCUCCCUCUGGAGGGGCCACGGCGUUCUGCAUCCCAUGGGCACAGCCCAGCGUCUUACGUGGUGACCACUUGUGGUGUGCUUGCACUGACUGCUGCACAGCACGGGAGGCAUUCUGGCAGCAGCACUUUGGUGGGUGCUCCCAGAGCAGCGUGCUCUGUGGAGCACUGCGAGCUCUUGGGCCUUCUGAGACUCAACUUGAAACCAUUCUUUGGGGCCCUACAAAACUUUCCAAGGCUUUUUCUGCGGCUGAUUCCCCAAACAUCUCAUGUAGCGGGGCGGCGUUGUUCGUGGGAAACGCGACCGCGCCGACGUCUGCUGAGGUGCUGAAAUGUCUCUACAGCCAGAUCAUCGAUGCAGUGUCCAGAGCAUUGCCAGAGGCUCUCGGCAGGAUUAACGCUCACUCUGAUCUUGACGCGACCAGCACCGCUGCUGCGGCGUCCCCUGCAUUCGUGGGGCUACUCUUUUCUGGAGGCGUCGACUCGACGCUUCUGGCGGGGAUGGUGCUACGGGUCCUCGCGGCUGCCAUGGCUGCGGAAAACCCGGGCAGAUCUCCUGCGGCGUAUCCAUCGGAAAAGGCUGUUCCCCAGCAGCUGGUUGUUGUGGAGCUGGUGUCUGUUGGCUUCUCGGCAGAGGCUCCCGACCGAAUGACAGCAUUGCGGAGCUACGAGGAUUUGCUGCAGCUGCUGCAUUGCCUGGGCUCCCCCUGCAGGCGGGGAGGCGCUAGCGCCGAAGCCACACAGGGGCCGCCCAACUGCAGCCUCGUAACUAUUGGCGAGUGGGGGCUGGAAUUACGGCUUGUCGCCAUAGACGUGGGGAGUGCAGACACUGCAGAACACCGUACCCAGCUGCUGGAGGCAAUUCACCCCAAGAGAAGCCACAUGGACUUCAACAUUGCGGCUCCUCUGUAUUUCGCGUCACGGGGGGUCGGCUAUCUGGUAUCUCCUAGCUUUGGACAAAGCACAGAGUGGCGUCUGCUGCUGCGAAAUUCGGCCCUUUGGACCGACCUGCUGAUUAGGCCUCCCCCGCAUCAUCGCAUGAGGUCUCAGCCAGCGAGAAACGGGGGUGCCUCCACUCAAGGAGAUGUUUUAGAGCGUGAAACACCUGUCCAAGGGAAAAAGUCUCCAUUCAGACAGUCUUCAGAGGGCCGAGGGCGUCAAUGGGCGUGCGAUGUAUCAUGCGGGGUAUGCCGGCGGCAAGCCAAAGAGGGCUGCGCGCACUUUGCCUGCAAGCUGUGUUGCGAAAAACUGCGCAAUGUCGCGACACAGUGCGCCGAAGCAGAGGGCCCCGACGCUAUGGACAAUGGUGAGAUUUAUUUGAACGGGCGCGGAAAAAUCAAGGUCUCUGCUCUAGGGAUUGCCAUCCAGAAAACCUGCCCUGUUCACCGUAGGCGACAACUGAGGUGCACGUUUACUUCUACUGGCACUCAGAGUGGUCAACACAGCGGCUGCGGAACAGACGUUCCCGGCAAAGCGAAAGUUCCUGCUCCUUUUGAGUCGCUUGCCUCCCUGCCCUGCGGCGUUCCCCUAGCCACCACUUCUAGUGGGCGGCCAUUUAUGGCGAUGCACGCCGCAGAAGCAUCCGAGUGGUCUUCUUUGGAUCCGAGGCGCCAAAAAUGCAUCGAUGCAGAAACAGGCACCUACAUCCUGCAGAGCUCGGUGGUAUUGAUGGGCAGUGGGGCGGACGAACUCUUCGGUGGAUACGGGCGACAUAGGACAGCAAACUUGAAACAAGGAGGGGAGGCUCUUCGGAAAGAACAAAUACUGGACCUGAAACGACUCUGGUUCCGGAACAUGGGCCGCGAUGCGCGUUCCCUGGGUGCCUUUGGCCGCUUGGCUCGCUUUCCGUUUCUUGAUGAAAAUCUACUUUGUUUCGUCUGCAAAUUUGUGCCAUUUUCGCACAUUGUUCAGCCUGACCGUACUCUGUCUCGGGAAGCAGAAGGGCUCAUGCAACGGCUGUUGGCAACUGUCGACGGUCAGAUGCAAAAUCUGCAACAAGCUGGAACUUCCUCUUGUGGAACCCUGCACUCAGAGCCCGGAUCUGGGGAGAGUCUACAGGGGCCUGGAAGAGAACUGAACGCUAGGGCUGAGCACUUGAUGUCUGGCAGCAACAGCUGCAAGGGUGAGGAGGGAGGCAGUACUUUGUGUUGUGGAAACAAAUGGCUGUUGCGGCUCUGUGCAGUUCUCUGUAGGUUACCUUUCAGCUCUGUAGCGAAGAAGCGCGCUAUGCAGUUUGGCUCUCGCUCCGCUAAAGUUUCAAACAGCGAAUGCUUUUCCAGUAAUAGGAAAGCUAGAGGGGAUGCAGUCUUACACACCAGCAGUGAUUCUCAAUAG